GCACUGGGGCCGAGCACGCAAGAUGGCGGCCGGGUGCGUCUCACGCUGGCUGGCGGAGGCGGCAACCGCUGCCGGGAGCUGCCGGGCGGGCGGCGGGGAGCCGCGGCGUUUGGCGCUGGUGUUGGCUUUUGCCCGCUGGCGGAGCGUGGCCCCCGUCGCCUCUCGCGCGGCCCUGGCGCCGCGGAUGGGAAACCGCUCCGGAAUCCGACCGCUUCCUCUCGUCUGGGCGGCCUCGAUUCACACCAGCGCCUCGAGCAGCAGCAAAGAGGAUUAUUACCAGAUCCUGGGAGUGCCUCGCAGCGCCAGCCAGAAGGAGAUCAAGAAGGCCUAUUACCAGCUUGCCAAGAAGUAUCAUCCUGACACCAAUAAGGAUGACCCUAAAGCAAAAGAGAAGUUUUCUCAAUUGGCUGAGGCGUACGAGGUCUUGGGAGAUGAAGUAAAGCGGAAGCAGUAUGAUACUUAUGGUACAGCGGACUUUGGCUUUGGCUCUGGCUCAGCAGGUUCCGGGCAGCAGUACAGACACACUGGCCCAACUAUUGACCCUGAGGAGCUGUUCAGGAAGAUCUUUGGGGAGUUCUCGCAGUCCCCUUUUGGAGACUUUAGCACCGUCUUUGACCAGCCCCAGGAGUACAUCAUGGAUCUGACAUUCAGCCAGGCGGCAAAGGGCGUCAACAAGGAGAUCAUGGUGCAGAUCAAUGACACCUGCCAGCGCUGUGGUGGCAGAGGGCAUGAACCGGGCACCAGAGUAGUGCAUUGCUCCUACUGCAACGGGACUGGCACAGAGACGAUCAACACAGGCCCGUUUGUCAUGCGUUCGACGUGUCGGCGGUGUGGUGGGCGGGGUUCAGUUGUAACUAACCCAUGUGUGAUUUGUCGUGGCUCUGGCCAAACCAAGCAGAAGAAGACAGUGAUGGUCCCGGUCCCAGCAGGUGUGGAGGAUGGGCAGACCGUUCGGAUGCCUGUUGGAAGGAAAGAAAUUUUCAUUACUUUCAGGGUUCAGAAAAGCCCCGUGUUCCGGAGAGACGGUGCUGAUAUCCACUCUGACCUCUUCAUCUCCAUAGCACAAGCUGUUCUUGGAGGGACAGCAAGGUCGCCCGGCCUAUAUGAGACAAUCAACGUUAUGAUCCCCCCUGGCAUCCAGGCUGACCAGAGGAUUCGGAUGAGCGGGAAGGGAAUUCCCAGAGUGAACAGCUACGGUUAUGGAGACCACUACAUUCAUAUCAAGGUCAAAGUUCCCAAGAGGCUGACUGAUCGCCAGCGAGCCUUGAUGCUGAGCUAUGCAGAAGAUGAAACUGAUGUAGAAGGGACUGUGAAUGGCAUCGCCAGCACAACCACUGGUGGCAGGGGCACGACUAGCACAGGGGCAGGCGAGGAGAGGCCUGAGGCAGGGGACGGCACAGAGGGAUUCCUAGCUAAACUUAAGAAAAUGUUUAGCUUCUGAUUAACUGCACCAGAGGUAAACGUUCCACUGGAAACUAGAUGAUGGGGCAGUAGCAGUCUGGAAGGCGUGAUGCCAGUAGCUUUGGAACUGAAGACAGACACACGUUGAAGGUCCAUGGCCCGAUGGCUCCAUUGAAGGAAGGAGGCCUCUCCUCUAGAUGUUAGAUUGCAGCGUUUUCAACCGGGUGGGGAGGGGGGUGGAGUUGUGAAAGGUUCUUGGUCUUCCUGGACUUGUUUCUCUCUGAACAGAGCAGACUGCUGGGUGGGUGAGGGUCCUGAGGAGCAAAAAUAAAGUGUACCUUGUGCCGA
This is a messenger RNA of Pantherophis guttatus, 1749 nucleotides long. RefSeq names its product DnaJ heat shock protein family (Hsp40) member A3 (gene DNAJA3). Gene Ontology annotation, biological process: response to heat; mitochondrion organization; protein folding. Gene Ontology annotation, molecular function: ATP binding; heat shock protein binding; protein kinase binding. NCBI's taxonomy places the organism in Eukaryota, Metazoa, Chordata, Lepidosauria, Squamata, Colubridae. Gene Ontology annotation, cellular component: mitochondrion. The record is from RefSeq and is a predicted model, not a curated record.